This is a messenger RNA of Myodes glareolus (Bank vole), 1609 nucleotides long. Its product is annotated as U8 snoRNA-decapping enzyme. Gene Ontology annotation, biological process: mRNA catabolic process; sno(s)RNA catabolic process. NCBI's taxonomy places the organism in Eukaryota, Metazoa, Chordata, Mammalia, Rodentia, Cricetidae. The record is from RefSeq and is a predicted model, not a curated record. Gene Ontology annotation, cellular component: nucleus. Gene Ontology annotation, molecular function: snoRNA binding; phosphodiesterase decapping endonuclease activity.
GCUGUCCUCUGCGGGAACCCGGAAGUGCGAGCCUGGAGAUGGCGGGGGAUAGGAAAGUGGAGCUCAGCGAGGCCCUGGCGCUGGGGCAAGGCUGGCGCCACGCCUGCCACGCGCUACUCUACGCACCCGACCCCCGCAAGCUGUUCGGCCGCUUCCCGUUGCGCUUCGCCGUGCUGAUGCAGAUGCGCUUCGACGGGCGCCUAGGCUUCCCCGGCGGCUUCGUGGACGCGCAGGACAGCAGCCUGGAGGACGGACUGAACCGUGAACUGCGCGAGGAGCUUGGCGACGCGGUGACCGCCUUCCGAGUGGAGCGCUCCGACUACCGGAGCUCACACCUCAUGGCCGGACAGCGCGUGGUGGCCCAUUUCUAUGCCAAGCGCCUGACGCCGGAGCAGCUGCAGGCGGUGGAAGCCAGGGCACCUCAAGCCAAGGACCACGGGCUGGAGGUACUGGGCCUGGUGCGGGUGCCUCUGUACAUCCUUCGUGAUGGUGUGGGAGGCCUGCCCACCUUCCUGGAGAAUUCCUUCAUUGGUGCUGCCCGGGAGCAGCUACUAGAAGCCCUUCAGGACUUGGAACUUGUGAAUCCUGGCAUUAUUGCAAACCUCAAGAACCCAGCUUCUAAGUAGAACCUGCCCACCAUGGACCCAUGGAAGCCAAGAUGAAGGCUUCGGUUAUAAGGGAAGGAGGGAGGGAGGGAAAGGCAAAUGCAUUCUCUUUGGGGGCUGAGGGGUGAAAGUUGAUACAAGAUUAAAGGCAGAGGUGUGUUUACAACAGAGGACCUUGUCUGAUGGCAUUAGGGAUCAAAGACCUUGGUUGUAUCUGAGUCCCUCUUUAUACAUGGAUAACAGCCUGGAAACUCCAGGUAUGCACAUGCGCAAUCUGUGAUCACACAGCUGGCACAUUCUCGUCUGUCCAGUUUAACUGUGAUGUGGCAUCAGGCACAUCCAACUCCUUCCUAGUAAAUAAUGGUAGGGUUUGGGUUCUUUCCCACCUGCUGCAAGGGCUGCAGUCUAGGAUCCAGCCCACCCCAUUCUUGUUAGGGAAGCAGAGGAGGGGGUUUCUCCCUGAGAAUGGCCAUGGGGUUGAGGGGAGGGUACCUGAGGCCUGAGCAAAGCUGUGGCUUUCAGAAAGUUGGAUAAGGCCCUAACCAGCCCUGUGCUCUUCUUCCCCAGCUGCUGAAGGUUGGCACACGUCAAGGGAUUCUUGGGCUGAACUUAGACCUGAGACUCCAGUCCUGAUGCCUCUCUUCCAGUAUGUUCAUCUUUCAGCCCCCUUUGUUUCUGUCUAGCCUGCCCUGCCAAAAACAGUCAUCCAAAAAGGCAGGCUGGGGCUCCGAUCCCGCCAGUUCUUUCAACAGAAAUGGGUUAAUUAACCCCUGCUUGGUGACUGGUAUGGCAACUGAAAUAGAGGCCCAUUACUCUUGUCCUCCAGACUUCUGAGUGAGGAGUAGGCACACUGCAUCAUAAAUCAAUAGCACUACAUGGUAAAUACUAUAAGCCUUGUCUGGCACGUGGUGCUCAGGAACCCUUUAACUCUGUCAUGUCAAACUUACCUGCAUGAUACAUGGUUUGUGUUGUUAUGUCCCAAUAAAGCACUAAUGAAAAAAGCA